This is a messenger RNA of Letharia lupina, 2130 nucleotides long. RefSeq lists its product as uncharacterized. Gene Ontology annotation, biological process: silent mating-type cassette heterochromatin formation. Gene Ontology annotation, cellular component: rDNA heterochromatin; SHREC complex. Bases 1 to 2130 code for a protein of 709 amino acids. The transcript has a single exon. NCBI's taxonomy places the organism in Eukaryota, Fungi, Ascomycota, Lecanoromycetes, Lecanorales, Parmeliaceae. The record is from RefSeq and is a predicted model, not a curated record.
AUGGCUGAAUGGAAGCCGGUCUGGAUUGCUCGCUCAGACGGUGAAUAUGAGAUCAAGACUAAAAAGAAUGGGAGAGAGCUCAAUGCGCCAACAAGCGCUCAGCUGGACAGGAACUCAGGCGAAAAUGAUUACUACGAGCUACUUGAUAUCGACGAGCCUGUCGCAAUCGAGUGGAAGCGCAUUCUAGGAGGUAUGCUCCAUCGGGAACAGAAGGGUCCAACGGAUCAGAUAUGGAUCUUGGUGGACUUUCCGGAGAACUACCGCCUGUAUAAGCGUUUCAAGGACAAAAAGGAGUCCAAAUCUCGUACUAAAGAUUUAUCUAAGCCGGCCAAAGCUGAUGGAAAGGAUGGCAAUAGAUCUGAAGAUUUCUAUCUAUAUGGCUAUCCAUUAGGUCAUAAGAAGCGAUUCAAGAGCGCGGUGGAUUUCUUCCCACAUUUAUUGUGGCUUGCUCAGGGUACAAGCAAUCAGCGUACCGAUUGCGAGUGUAAGCAAUGCUCUCCUGAAUGGGUUCAAAACGUAUCCAUUCUGCCUGGGAAAAGCGGCUUUGUUCCGAAGACGGAACCUGCGGCACUUCAAAAGGACAAUCCUGCAGUGUUGAGAGACAACAUGAUACCAAAACCACAAGUGGUGAUCAAGCAACGCUCCAUGUCCCAAGAGAGCAACAAGGUAUCAAAAGCUGUGCCCAAAAUUCAACCUCCCACUCCUAAAGUACAACCUUCAGCUACCAAAAGCCCUGCUCCAGCUCCAGCUGCCAAAGUUGUACCUCCGGCUGCCAAAAUGGCAUCUGUACCCUCCAAAGCUGCAUCACAGCCUGUCAACACUCCGGCAGCUCGCACUCCUGCUCCUGUUCCAACUCUAGUAGCACCGACUCCUCUGCCACCUGCCAAAUCUUUGGAACAAGACCAAGAUGCCCAGUACAGCAAAUACAUCUACCGCUCCGGUGAGCUCACUUGGUUCAACAGAGGCUCCGCGUGGGGUCUCUCAGUCAUCGUCAAGCGCGACCUCUUCAAAGACCAGCGCGGUCAGGACCGACCAAGGUAUCUCGUGCAGCCUCUCUCACACCCAUACGUUCAUCCCACUACGAAGAUUAUCUCUUCCGAGGAUGACCUCCGCCCCUGGCUUGCAUGGAGUGCUCCAGGUCCAACCCAUCAAACCUUAGCCACAUCCGGUUGGGACUACAGGACCGUCGACUGGAAAGGCGUUAUCGACGGCCACUACGGUGUCGGAGAUGCAGAGGUGGACGGCAGCAUCUACGCCGCGAAAUGGAUAGAUGACAGCUUCACCCUCAUCGACCCUCUGAGCAACAACACCACAACUACAGGGGAGCGCUCCUACAAUGGUAUCUACUUUGGCGGCGAAAAGCUCUGGGUUGGAGAGCCGGUCCGUCUCCGCGUCGGCCACGGCCACGACGUGAUGAUCAUCCACCAAAUAAUCGAAAAACUCAAACAAAACUCCACGAGCUCUGCCUCCGCAAGCGUCUAUCUCAUUGGUGAUAUCUAUCGCUAUUCCACCAUCCCGUACGCCGUCGGGCAAGAGCCUGCCGAAAACCCCAACCUCCCAAUGCGUCUCCGCCAAGACCUCAAAUACCGCAAUCGCGUCUCCAUCGCCUCCAAGCGCACAAUUUCCUACUGGCAAAUCAUCCAAGCCGCACACCGUCUUGAAAUCACAGAGAUCAAAGGCCGCUGGUACGAGUCGAGCGUCCUGCUACCUAUCCUCCACGGUGCAGCGGCAUUCCAACAAGACGUCCAGCGUGGCGAGAUUACAGAUGUGGGCACCUGGAUCAAUGGACGCGGUGACGCGAACAGCGCGCCCGGGAAACCGGGCAAGAGAUUCAGUAACCGCCUCGAGGCGUUCGACCAGGCUGUUCCGGCUGGAACGAAGAUUAGUAGGGGGUUAGAUGGGCCCGCGGAGGAGAACGUGUUUCCGGCUACCAAUCCGUCGAGCAUGCAAGCAUCUGUGACGAUGGCGGUUCAGCCUGGGACUGAAUUGGCGGCUCAGUCGAGUGUUCAGGGGAGCGGAGGACAAGGGCAGCAGGUGCAGGGGGUGAGCGAUGGUGAUAUUGCGCAGUUCAUGGAUCUGGAUCGCAUGGAGGAAGGGUUUACGCAGAACUAUGUUGGCGGGCAGUUUUGA